Saccostrea cuccullata (small rock oyster) is the source of this 2181-nucleotide messenger RNA. RefSeq lists its product as uncharacterized. NCBI's taxonomy places the organism in Eukaryota, Metazoa, Mollusca, Bivalvia, Ostreida, Ostreidae. The coding region runs from base 214 to 1050 and encodes 278 amino acids. The record is from RefSeq and is a predicted model, not a curated record. The transcript has 5 exons.
CAAUUAACACUGAAAGUUAGUUCUUUGAAAAGAUCGCUAUGAACACUUUACGUAUAUGUGGUUAAUAAUUUAGGCUGGUAAAAUUUCUAUCUUCUAGAUAGGGAUGCAAAGUGUAGAUACAGUGUCCAUCUUCCAAAGGCUUCAUGGCAUAGAGCAUAUAAUGUGUGUGCUUCAAGUAACAAGACACUGGUGACACUGACAUCACUUACUGAGAUGUACUACAUACAACUAGUUCUGGAAGAAGUUGAUGAAUUGCUCGGAAAUUAUUCCAGUUUUAACUACUCAGAAGGCCUAUGGGUUGGUGCUUUUUUGAGGUCUUCUAAUAAUGAGAUUAUGCUAGAAAAUUGUGAUCAUCUUGAUUCCGAUAUUCCGGUAAAUAUAACUGGUAUAAGCCCCGAUGGUAUGUUUUGUCUUUACUACAAUCCAGUCGAGCAGAAGCUUGUCACCGAAAACUGUACUUCAGCAAAAAUGUUUAUAUGCGAAAAGGAUGAUGAAGAUUUUGAAGAAUGCAUGAUCAAUUCAUCAUUAUCAGCAUUGCGAUUUCAAAGUCAAUUGUGCUCUGAUGAGGAGAAAAAAAAUUUAAGUCUAAAAGGUUGUGAAGAAAUGUGUUUAGAGAAUACAAGAUGUUACACAUUUACACACCAAGAUAAAGAUAAAGAAUGUAAGCUGUACAAGUAUGAUGAUAAGAAAUCUUGUUCCCCAAGAAAUCCUCUGCCAUUUUGCAGAUACAAAAGUAUUUUUCUAAACAGCAGUGAGGGGUACGCCACAUCAGAGGACUUUCCGCUUGAUCAAUGGUGUCCAGAAGUGACUCGGAAAGUGAUUCAAGAGAAGAUCGCUAAUAUGCAGAAAAAUCUGACUAUCAAUCGAAAAGAAACGAAUCAGUACAUCCGCACUUUGACAAGUGCCCCAGAUGAGAGGACCUCUUCAAAGAAUAUCGGAGUCCUUGGGGCUUUUGUAAUAGGUGCAGUGGGCAGCAUAUUUAUCCUCUCCGACUGCAUAAAUCUUAUCAAAUGGAUACAAAAUAAUCGUGUACGCGCCAGAAAUUUUUGACUUUUUUAAGGAAAACUGGAUGUAGAGCUGCACUAUAUGCCCUUGUGACUUUCCUGUGUCAUUUACAGAUACAUAUAAAAAGACAAGAUCAUUUUAACCGAUAUAUAUUGCUGACAAUCUUUGGAUUGCAUUGUCUGCUUACGAUAUAUGUAACAAGAUGGUAUUUUAAUAUAUGUACAAGUCAUAUUACAAUGUAAACAUCUAUACAUUUUUAUUUCUUAUAUUUGAAUUGUGCCUUUAGUUUUAAUCUUCAAAUUUUUAAAACAGAGUUUUCUGUUUGAAUGCUUGAAAUAUAUGAAUUCACAAAAUCAAAGAAAAUAAUUAAACAUGUUAACAAACUUCAUUAAGCCAUUAUUAUUCAAAUUAUGCACACUUACGUGAAGGUAUAAUACACAAGAGAUUGAAAAAAGAAAUGUAUUAAGAUCCUCCUCUACUACCUGAGCAAACUUCCAUUAGAUGCAUGUUUGUUGCUGUCAUUUUUCGCAUAUAGGUGAAUAUUUUUUUUAAUAGUUAAUUGAAUAAUCAUUCAAAAUGAAUUUUAUUAAAUAAAUCAGAUCUUCAGAGACAGCCAGAGGUUUAAAAAGUGCAUUAUGAUUUUUUUCCUUUCAUUUAUGCAAAACUAUCUUUAUUUGAUCUAUAUUUUCCAUAUAUUAAAGAUACUAGUAGUUAAAGGGUUAUCAUGAAUAAAUAUUUACAUUAUUUUAGUUUUAUUUGUAGUCUAAUUUCUGAUUGGUUAAAAUCCAAAAGAAACUAAAAUCCGUAUUCCUUGGUUUGGUAUAAGAUAAUCCCUCCCCUAAAUACAAACUGAAUCAUCUUUAUCUAUUCAAUCCUCUCAUUGCCAGUUCACAGAAUUCUUGAACAUUUCCAGAUUUAAUAUUUACAUCCCUACUUUCAAACAAUAAAUCGAACUUAUCAUGUUUUAACAAUUAACAUGGAUUCUACGCUAUCUAUAUCUGAUUAUAGAUCCUUUCAAUUCCCAUCAUUUCUGUUUUUUACAGCUGUAAAGUGAACAGGAUUUCUGAAACUAUUCAUAAUCUACACCAAGAUGUGUUUAAUGACUCUAAAAUUAAAAUAUAGGGAAUGACUUCAAUUCUUUGCCAAAUCAUUAUACAUGUAGUACAACACGGUUUA